AUGUCCUCGGCGACACCUCGACAGUCUACGCGCACGACGCGCCGCAGAGCGCCUGUCGUCGACGAGUCCGAUAACGACGAGAACAGAACGCCUACACCGGACAAAGAGGAGGAGGAGGAAGAAGAGGAGUUCACACCAGCGCCGGCACCGCUCAAGACCGGAAGAGGACGCGGGCGUCCACGAAAAACUGCAGCGGCAGUUGCUGAGGAUGUAGCCCCCAAGAUAACGGCUAAGACGGCUAAGACGGCUAAGACGGCUAAGACGACGGCCAAAACGACAACAACACGGCGGCGCACACGCGCAACUGAGAGUGUUGAACCGUCACAUAUAGGGACUCCACCGGAAAGUAGCCCUCGGCCAGCUGCUCCCGCAAAGACUGUUCCCAAGAAGCGAGGGCGAAAGCCGCGAGUGUCAGUCGAGAAACACACUAUAGAAGGUGGGCAACCCCUCAUACUAAUCAUUUCCACCACCGAAUCUGAACCUAAGUCUGCAUCAACAGUGGAAUCCGAGUACGAGAUCAAAGAACCGUCUGCUACUCCCGCUGCCGACGUCGAACCAAGCGACGCAGGCGAUCGAACUCCCAGAGCCGAGCAAACACCGCAAGCUGAGGAGACACCUAGAGCCGGAACUGCGGUGAAACGUCAAAGAAUCGAAGUGGUGGUGAAGUCAGAGCCCACAGAAGAUGACAUAGUACAAAGCACCGUAGAGGAAGAUACAGUCGUAGCUGAGCCUGCGGCUACAGUCCAACUGCCUUCCCAGGCAGCAUUAAAGCUCUCGGAGACACCUGAUGCGGCAGCGUCAACACAGCCACCGCCUACACCGAGAAAAGUUGAAAAGGUCAACGCAAAUCACACAGUGCUGGAAAAACCAAUGGACAUCGUUGCGAAGAGACGAGCAGCUGCCGUACCUUUGUCGCAGGAGCCUGCUCCACCAAAACAGCGCACAGUCAUUACAUGGCUCGUUCUAACAAACUUCAAGAGUUACGCCGGACGACAGGAGGUUGGCCCUUUCCACUCCUCGUUCUCCUCCGUUGUUGGACCAAACGGAUCUGGCAAGUCUAAUGUCAUUGAUUCGCUGCUCUUCGUCUUCGGGUUUCGUGCGAGCAAGAUGCGCCAAGGAAAAAUCUCAGCGCUCAUCCAUAAUUCUGCCCAAUUCCCAGAUCUUGAUUACUGUGAAGUCGAAGUUCACUUCCAGGAAGUCAUGGACACACCUAGUGGCGUUGCUGAGGUUAUACCGGAUUCAGCGUUGGUCAUCUCGCGCCGAGCUUUUAAGAACAACUCUAGCAAAUACUACAUGAACAAGAAGGAGUCUACCUUUACUGACGUCACGAAGUACUUGAAGGGUAAAGGCGUGGAUCUGGAUCACAAGCGUUUCCUGAUCUUGCAGGGUGAAGUCGAAUCGAUUGCGCAGAUGAAACCGAAAGCGCUCACCGAGCACGACGAUGGCCUUCUCGAGUACUUGGAGGAUAUCAUCGGCACCUCCAAGUACAAGACACCAAUUGAAGAGUCUGCUGCUGAAGUUGAAACGCUGAAUGAGACUUGUAUGGAGAAGAACAGUCGAGUGCAGCACGUUGAGAAGGAGAAAAGUAGCCUUGAGGAGAAGAAGAACAAGGCCCUUGCGUAUAUCAAGGACGAAAACGAACUCGCUACUAAGCAGUCUACUCUGUACCAGCUCUACAUCUCAGAAUUCGACGAUCAUAUCGAGGUCACACAGGAGUCGGUCGGUCAGAUGCAAGCUCAGCUGGACGAAGAGUUGCAAAAGCACCAGGGCAACGAAGAGGGUAUCAAGGAGCUGGAGCGGCAAUACAAGAAAGGGGCCAAGAUGUGUGAGCAGCUCGAGCAGCGAAACCAGGACUUCCAGAAGGAAGUCGGCCGUGUCGACAAAGAGGCAGUGAAAUUUGAAGAGAAGAGGAAGUUCUUGGCUGGAAAGCAGAAGAAGCUCGAAAAGACAAAGGAAACGAGCAGCUACAGCAGAUCAGAAGCCGAGACCCUUGCGAAGCAGUACGCUGCAGAUCUGGAACGAUAUGCCGAAGAAAUGGAGGAGUUAGAACAGAGCAUGAAGGUUGAAGAGAAGGAGCUUGAACGCGUGCGUCUGAGUCUGGCCGGAAAGACGCAAGGUCUCUCAGAUGAGAUUGCAGCGAAACAGAAGUCGUUGGAGCCAUGGAGCGCGAAGAUUAACGAAAAGCAGUCUGCUAUGGCUGUUGCGCAAAGUGAACUCGACAUCAUCCGCGAGCGUGAGAACGCCGGAGCCAAGGGUAUUGCCGAGGUCGAAGCAAAGAUCGAAGCGCUACAAGAAUUCAAAGAGAGCAAGCUUGCUGAGUUUCAAGAGUGCAAGGCUGAGAAGAAGCAAAUUGCAAAGGGGUUGCAAAAGAUUCAAGCUCAGAUUGAAGAAUUGGCACAGAGAGAAGCGCCUUUACGAUCGAAGCUGUCAGGUGCGCGCGCAAAGGCUGACGAAGCUCGCUCAAAUUUCUCCGCAAACCAGACGCAAGGCAAUGUCUUGACAGGCUUGAUGCGCUUGAAGGAGUCUGGUCGUAUCGAUGGAUUCCAUGGUCGUCUGGGUAAUCUGGGCACGAUCAACCAGAAGUACGAUGUCGCCAUCUCCACCGCUUGCCCACAACUCGACAACAUGGUUGUUGACUCGGUUGAAUCCGGUCAACAAUGCAUUGAACAUCUCCGGAAAAACAACUUGGGUCGCGCAAACUUCAUCCUUCUCGAUCGCCUUGCCAAGCGAGACAUGUCGACCCUCGAUACACCAGAGAACGUCCCUCGUUUAUUCGACCUUGUCAAGCCCAAGCAUGAUCUUCUGCGGCCUGCAUUCUUUCAUGUUCUGCAAAACACGCUCGUUGCCGAAGACCUCGACCAAGCGGAGCGCAUUGCGUACAGCGCGAAGCGGUGGCGUGUUGUCACUCUUGAUGGCAAGCUCAUCGAUACUGCUGGUACAAUGAGUGGUGGUGGUAGCAGAGUCGUCAAGGGUAAAAUGUCGUCUAAACUUGCAUCUGAUAUCUCGAGAGACCAGGUAUCGAAGCUCGAGCAGGACAGGGAUACACUCGAGCAGACCUUUUCCGAGUUUCAGCAGGAGCAGCAGGAGCUUGAGAGCACGUUGCGAAGCCUGAACCAACAACUACCUGAGAUUGAAACAAAGGCCCAGAAGAUUGUGUUGGAAUUGGAAAGUUUCGACCGCAACAUCGCUGACUCUGAGCGUCGCAUCCAAGAGCUGGGUGCAGAAAAAGCCUCGGCAAAGACCGACAAGGGACGUGUGUCCUCACUGGAGAAGAGCAUUGCCUCCAUGGAGAAGGAGAUAUCGAAACUGCAUGCUGAGACGGCCGACGUAGAAGCCGAGAUCAAGGCGCUACAAGACAAAAUCAUGGAGAUCGGUGGUGUCAAGCUACGCCUCCAAAAAGCCAAGGUCGACGACUUGAAGCAACAGAUCGACACAUUGACAGAGCAGGCAUCCAACGCCGAGAUUUCGAAGUCGAAAGAGGAGAAGCAGCGCACUAAACACGAGAAGGCCCACAACGAUGCUGUUAGGGAGCUUGAGAAGCUCGCAGUCGAUCUGAAGAAAGUGGAACAGGAUAUGGAGUCUCAUCAGCGCGAUGCGUCGGGUGUCCGUCAACAAGCUGAGGAAGCUCAGGAGUCCCUUGAGUCCACUAAGGAAGACCUCCAAGCUGUAAAGAAGGAGCUCGAUGAGAAGACCGCUGAGCUCAAUGAAACUCGUGCCAUCGAGAUCGAGAUGCGCAACAAGCUCGAAGAGAGCCAGAAGCAACUGAACGACUUCCAGAAGAAGCAGGCGUACUUCCAAGACAAGCUAAGUAAGCUCACAUAUCAGAACGUUACAGAUCUAGGCGAGGAGCAAGAGACUGGCGAAGGUCUUCCCACAUACAGCAAGGACGAAUUGCAAGACCUCGAUAAGCACGAACUCAAAGACGAGAUCGCGGCACUUGAAAAGAAGAACGAAAGCACAAACGUCGAUCUCGCUGUCCUUGCUGAAUAUCGCAAGCGUGUUGAGGAACAUGCUGCCCGCUCUUCCGACCUGGCUGAAGCCGUCAGCUCCCGUGAUGACGCAAAGAAGCGUUGCGACGAAUUGCGCCGUCUCCGUCUCGAAGGAUUCAUGGAGGGUUUCAGCAUCAUCACUGCCCGCCUCAAGGAGAUGUACCAGAUGAUCACCAUGGGCGGUAACGCGGAGCUUGAACUCGUCGACUCGCUCGAUCCCUUCUCCGAAGGCAUCCUUUUCUCCGUCAUGCCGCCCAAGAAGAGCUGGAAGAACAUCAGCAACCUGUCUGGUGGUGAGAAGACGCUUUCCAGUCUGGCGCUCGUGUUCGCUCUCCACCAUUACAAGCCGACGCCGCUGUAUGUCAUGGACGAGAUCGACGCGGCGCUGGACUUUAGGAACGUUAGCAUUGUGGCUAGUUACAUCAAAGAGCGAACGAAGAAUGCGCAGUUCAUUGUCAUCUCGUUGAGGAACAACAUGUUCGAACUCGCGAGUCGGCUGGUCGGUGUGUAUAAGGUUAACCAUAUGACGAAGAGUGUCACGAUCGAGAACAAAGACUACAUUACCGCACGCGCAUGA
Molecule: messenger RNA, 4566 nt
Organism: Ascochyta rabiei
Lineage: Eukaryota; Fungi; Ascomycota; Dothideomycetes; Pleosporales; Didymellaceae
Product: Structural maintenance of chromosomes protein 4
Exons: 3
Coding region: 1-4566 (1521 amino acids)
Biological process (GO): mitotic chromosome condensation
Cellular component (GO): chromosome
Molecular function (GO): protein binding; ATP binding
Source: RefSeq, a predicted model, not a curated record